Messenger RNA from Thamnophis sirtalis, 831 nucleotides. Its product is annotated as phospholipase A2 inhibitor and Ly6/PLAUR domain-containing protein. NCBI's taxonomy places the organism in Eukaryota, Metazoa, Chordata, Lepidosauria, Squamata, Natricidae. The record is from RefSeq and is a predicted model, not a curated record.
AUUCUUCACAAUCAUUUCCCCAGUUGCAAAGCUGAGCAGUAGGUGGCUUCAGGAAAGGCAGCAGAGUUGACUUCUACCAACAUGAGGGCAGCUGGAAUUCUUGUCCUCUGUCUCUUCUCCUCCAUCCUGUCAACAGUGACAUCUCUGAAAUGUCAGACGUGUUUUUCCCCUGUGAAUGACUGUGAAGGAGAUAAUGUGAAAGUGGAGGAGUGCAAAGAAGAUGAAGAAUUCUGUUAUACUCAAGUUUAUAAUACUACUAUAACCAAUGGUUCAAUGAGUUUGAUUAUGAAGGAAUGCUCAAAACGUGAGCUGUGUUAUGAGGGCUUCUUCAGUACCACAAUCAUAGAGGGUAGAUUUGAAAUAGCCAGAGGUAACUGUUGCCAGACUGAUCUCUGUAAUGCAGAACCGCUUCCAAAGUUGGAAAAAUAUGAAGAGUUUCAACCAAAUGGGUUACUGUGCCCAGGCUGCUUUGCACAAGAUGAGGAUUCUUGUGAAGCCAAUCAAUCUGUACCCUGCGUUGGCCAAGAGGAUCAGUGUGUUAACCUUUCUUUUAUCAUUGAGUCUUAUGAUCAUUCCACUGAAAAGCUCACUUACCAAGGAUGUACGACAAAGAAUUCAUGUUCCUUCCCUCUAGGAGCAUUUGAGAUAGCCAGUGGGCUGAUUCAGUUCAAUGUCACCACCCUGGAAUGCAGAAAUGCAGCUUCUUCUGAACCUGACCAUCAGUGAGCGUUGGGAAGAGGCGAGCCUUCUUUGCAAUUAUUGUAAAAAUUUGUAAAAGAUGAGAAAGUUGGAGCUUUAAUAGUGAAUUAAGUAGAAUUUGGAAUCAAAGAU